Messenger RNA from Drosophila arizonae, 442 nucleotides. RefSeq names its product ATPase inhibitor mai-2, mitochondrial. Lineage: Eukaryota; Metazoa; Arthropoda; Insecta; Diptera; Drosophilidae. Gene Ontology annotation, cellular component: mitochondrion. Gene Ontology annotation, biological process: negative regulation of ATP-dependent activity. Gene Ontology annotation, molecular function: ATPase inhibitor activity. The record is from RefSeq and is a predicted model, not a curated record.
UCUAAAAGCAACCGGCUAGAAGCUUCGGCCACACUUCUACAUACAAGUUUGACACGCAGAAGAGUCAGAUUUUUACACAAAUUUUUGCAUAACUUUUUGAGGAAAAUGUUCGUUGUACGUCGUAGCGCAGCCCGUUUGUACCCAGCUGGAGUGCAAUUGGCGAAAAUGAGCGGCAGCCAGGUCGGCGACUUGGGAAGCGGCGCCGGCAAGGGCGGUGGCGGCGGCGGCUCCAUCCGUGAGGCUGGCGGCGCCUUCGGCAAACUGGAGGCUGCACGCGAGGAGGAAUACUUCUACAAAAAGCAAAGGGAGCAGCUGGAGCGCUUGAAGAACGAUCAGAUCCAUCAGGCCGAAUUCCAUCAUCAGCAGAUCAAGGAGCACGAGGAGGCCAUCCAGCGUCACAAGCAGUUCCUCGACAACCUGAACAAGUGAACGAAGCAACAAA